Macadamia integrifolia is the source of this 2402-nucleotide messenger RNA. RefSeq names its product mitogen-activated protein kinase kinase kinase 1-like. The transcript has 8 exons. The record is from RefSeq and is a predicted model, not a curated record. Gene Ontology annotation, molecular function: protein kinase activity; ATP binding. Lineage: Eukaryota; Viridiplantae; Streptophyta; Magnoliopsida; Proteales; Proteaceae. Gene Ontology annotation, biological process: protein phosphorylation. Bases 216 to 1895 code for a protein of 559 amino acids.
AUCCAUCACUCCAAAACAGAAUCACACAUACACACUGAGAUGAAAACCAGAGAAACCCCGUCAGACGUUAGGACAAAAGAAGCUGAAAAGACAGCAACAGGCAGCACCAUAUAAAUGAAGAGAGAGAAAAGAGCGAGUAUGCUUUUGCUUUUUAGUGUUUUCUUUUGAGUUAAUGGCGCGAGAGGCUUUGCUCUCGCCGGAGACGAGCAUCUCUGAUGGACGAUCUGCGACGACUCUUCCGUAGACGAAGCAGUGAUGAUGUUUCAUCUGUUGAUAUGGUGGAUCCGAAGCAGAAGCCGAAGCUUGAACGUCGCAACGCACUCAGGAAUAUUGACUACGAUUCUUCUCCUUCUUCCUCCGAUGAUAUGUCCUCCCGUCUCCGAACUCGAUCGCUUGAUAUCAUCACUUUGGACAAGAAUACUAGUUUCAGACUAGAAGGUAACGAAGGUGAGUUCGACCGGCUCUGCGAGACUCUGGGGCUUUCAGGUCCUGAAGAUUUUGCAAUUCCAGCGGCUGCUUGGGAGGCUAGAAAAGCUCGUUCUUCCUCUGAUGUUUUCCCUAGGUCUCGAUUCAGUCGGAUCGAUAAACUCACUAAGCCAGAGGAGGAGGAAGAGGAGAGACUUAAAGCUAGGGUUAGGGUUAAUGAUGAAGAGGCAGUGUUGCGUGACCUUACUACGUCAAACGACUCUAAAAAUUCACUUGGUGUGGGCCCUUCUGCCACUACCGCCUGCGGUGGUGAUGGUGGUGGCGUCGCCGGAGGUGGAGGAGGAAUUAAAGGGGUUCGCCCGCCACUGCUCACUCCGCCGCCUUUGAAGGGUAGGUAUGUCGAUGAUAUGUCUUCGGCCUCGACAUGGGAUAUAAUGAGGUCUUUUGCGCCUGAGGAUGAAAGGGGUUCGUCCUCGUGUCCGGUAAGGAGUUUAGAUUCGAGCUCAUCUGAUAAGGAGGACGAGGUUGGUGUUAGUGGAGAUCGGGAAGAGCUUAAUGAUGGGGAAGUUGUUGGGAGAGAAGAACAGCAUGGAAAUGAAGUGAGAGGUAGGGAGACUACUGUUAUGUCAGAUUCGCCUAUAUUUUUAACAUCAAACGAUGAGGAUUCUUCGAGUGCAACCACGGAAACCACAUACAAUAUUUCGCCUGAUGGGUUUUUCAGACGAAACAUCACUUCCUGGCAACGAGGCGAUAUGCUUGGAAGUGGGUCGUUUGGGACUGUGUAUGAAGCGUUCACCGAUGAUGGAUUCUUUUUUGCUGUAAAAGAGGUUUCUUUGCUUGACCCAAGUCAGCAAAGCAUUCAUCAACUUGAGCAGGAAAUUGCUCUUUUAAAGGAGUUUGAACAUGAGAAUAUUGUCCACUACCUUGGAACAGACAGGCAUGAAGGAAAACUAUAUAUCUUUCUUGAGCUUGUAACGCGAGGUUCUUUGGUAAAUGUAUAUCGAAAGUAUCAUCUCAGAGAUUCCCAAGUCUCAGCCUACACAAGGCAGAUCCUGAGUGGUUUGAAAUAUCUUCACGAUCGAAAUGUUGUUCACAGGGAUAUCAAAUGUGCUAAUAUUUUGGUGCAUACAAGUGGAUCUGUGAAACUUGCAGAUUUUGGGUUAGCAAAGGCAACCAAAUUAAAUGAUGUGAAAUCCUGCAAAGGGACUGCGUUCUGGAUGGCUCCUGAGAUGCAAGCAGUAUUUAGGAUUGGCCAAGGAAUACCACCACCAAUUCCUGAUUCUCUAUCAAAAGAUGCUCGGGAUUUCAUCGACCAAUGCUUACAGGUUAACCCAGAAAAGCGGCCCACUGCUGCUCAGCUCUUGAACCAUUCAUUUGUGCAGCGGCUACUACCAGCUUCAUCACUCCCAGGAUCCGCAGCUUCAUCACUCCCAGGAUCUCCUUCGCCUCAUAACAGCAGACAGUCUUGAGUUUUGUCUUCCAUCAAUUUUGGUGCUGAAAUAUUUGAGUCCAACUGGGUGAUAUCCUGCUGAAACCCUUAAGCCCUCCAUGCUGCACGCCAAGGGUCAAUCUAGCCGUGAAUCUAGAGCACCAGAAGGGCAUGCAUAUGGCUGAUGCUUGUAUACUCCAUUUUUCCAAGUUGAGAGAUUCUCUACAUUGGAGAGCAACUUGUAUUUUCGUCAUCCCUUUUUCCCCUUGUGGGGUAAUUGAUUUCUUUAAAUGAUUGUUUAGUGUGCAAUCGUUUUCUUUUCAGUAGAUAAGUGGGAAUAGGGGAAAUUUUUGUGUUUUUUUUUUUUUUUUUUCUGUUUGUAAAAUUAAAUUUUAGUUUGUAUAUAAGUUCCAAGUGUAUCAAAAAUGUAAUUAUUUUUUCGUCAUGUAUCGGAUGAGGCAGAGUUGUAUCUUCAGAAAGUCUCAUGCACUGAGGGUUUUUGUUGGUUUAGUGUGCCUAUUUAGUGUUUCGUUUGUUGUGUUUUCUA